GAGUGAGGAAAAAUUUUCUGCCACAAAGAAAAAAAACACUGAAAUACUUGGUAGGCAAGUCAGAAUUAUCGAACGCAAAAGUCCAAUCCAGCCGACAAUGGAUCCAUCCUCCUAUCUCUACCACCACCACAAGCACCACCACGCCAACCACCCGAGGUACGUUCCUUUAUCUCCUCCUAUUCACCCUCUUCAGCAUCCCACUCAACCCCCACCUCCCUAUCAACAAAGCCCUAGCAAUCCCUACCCCUCCCGCCACCAGCUUUCGCCGCAACUCCGGCCUCCUCCUCCUCCUCCACCGCAACAAAAUCAACAGCAACCCUACCAACCUCUCCUUGCCCCACAACCUCUUCUGCAGCGACAACAGUAUUCUGAUCAUCCGCCUUACAAUCCUCAUCAUCCCCAAUACAGUUCCAACACCAAUUUCAAUUCUAACCCUAAACCUACCCAUGUUUCACGCCAAUUCCACGAUGUUCCUCAACGGCGUGCGCCGGAUUUCGAUACCCGCCCUGAUUACUGGUCUGAAAAUCGGGUUUCAAGGACCCAUCCCGUUUCCAGUCUGGAUCGGGAGGCCCAUUAUCAUCAGUUUGACCGGAGACCCGCUUCUCCGGGGAUUGUUAGGUUCAUGCUUGAUUUAGAGGGGACGUCUAGGUUUAGAGAUUUCGAUCCGAAUCAGAGAGAAAGAGAACACCCUGGUAGGGUUCAUAAUGAUCGGUGGAUAUCUGAUAGAUCUUCUAGGGAAUUUGGGGUUGUUUCGGUUGGAUUUGAUUCCAAUUCGAAUAACUUAAGAUUUGAUCAUGAAGUUGUUGAAAAUAUGAGACGGGUUUCUCGUUUACGUGAACAGUUGAUUGAGAGUGGAAAUAAUGAGAUAAAUGAAAGAGAUGAGAUGAGGGUUUUUCCGAGAAAAACUGAUUAUUAUGAUUCAGAAGCAGAGAGGUAUAGUGAUAAGGGAAGUGGUAGAGAGGGUAACCAUGAAUUAAAUCGUACUCCACGGAAGCAAAUUCAGAAAAAGAGUGCUUUACUUAGGAUUCAGAAGGCUAAACCAAGUCAUAGGAUUAGGGAAGAUGAGAGAUCACAUUACUCUGGUUAUCAUAACGAGGGAAAAAUCGGUACUUUAAGAGGAAAAGAUUCGGUCAUACAUUCGGAUCAUGAGAUGGAUGAAGAAAAGAGAGAAGGUACCCCUGUAGAGCUUGAUGUAUCUUUCAAAUCAAAUUCCUUGGUGGCUAAGGCAAUUGUGACUUCUAGUCCUGCACCGAAAUCUGAUUCAAAUUUGAUGCCUAGGAACACCAAAAUUAGGAAAGUUAUGACAUUUGAUAAGGGUGGUUCGAGUUCCCAACUCAAUAAGGGUAGCGAUAGUGGUGAGAAAUCAGGGGGUUCCAGUUCUGCUGUCAAGGGUGUUUCUGGGUGUAUGGACACUAAGCAGCCUGAGGGAAAAAUUAUAUCUUCCGAUACUAGUAAAGCUCAGGAUGGCAUUAGAAAGCCUUUCUUAAAAGGAACCAAAGUUCCCCUUAGAAAGGGUAAGGUCAAAUUGUCUUCUAAGGUUGACGUGACUGAAGAUGCUCCCAAUUCUGACAAGAAACAAGGACCAUUAGAGAGGAAAGGUACAAUUCCUUGUAUUGGUAAUAUGCAGGAUGGCAGUGUUCAAUCUCGUUCUAGUGGGGUCAAUAUUGCAGUUGAACAGAAUAAAGUUAAAGGAACUGUUAAGAGAACUGUUUCAGAUAAAACCGGUGCUAGUGUUGGUAAAUCAUCCUCCCUCAAGGCUAACAAGAAGAAAAUAAUUGUGAGGAAAGUGGUGAAAAAGGUUGUCAAUUCUCCCUUGAAUUUGGGAAAUUCAGAAGCAGCAAAGAAGCGUGAUCAAUUUGUUAAGACAGAUAUCUCUACUCGAUAUCUAUCUGCUAACUCUGUGGCUGAGAAAAGUGUUACACCUCUUACAAUGAAAGAUGUUUCUGCUUCUGGAGAGCCAGUACAUGGUGUUGAUUCAGGGUGUUCUCCUGAAGAAUCAGCUCUGAUUCUUGAGAAUGAGAAAGUGAAUGGAGCAUCAAAAGGCACUGUCUCAAAGGGUUUUUGCACUGAUGCUGAUCCUGGUAGUUCUGUUUCUCCUAAGAAUAAGAGAAAGAGAAACAGCUCCACUCAUGGUUUCUGUUCUUCAAUUAAUGAAGAGACUAUUGUUGCUCAGGGUUCUAAUAAUGCUGGUAAUUCUUUCCUUGGCCUGCAUAUCAUUUCAAAUAUCAAGGAGGUUCAUACUGAAAAACCAAAUGAGACUAUUAAAUCUGGCACUAUUGGUGUUGAAGAUCUUAAGAAUCAGUUUUGCCAUAAUGAAAGUAAGAUUAACUGUGGUUUGUCAAGAUCAGAGGACACCAAAGGUCAUGAGGGUACAGGUUUCGACUGUGGUUCAUCUAGCACCGAGGAUAAAAUAUUACUUGUGAUAUUGGCAAUGCCAGUUCUGGUAGCAAGCAGGUUUUCACAUCUCUGUCCAGCCCAUCAGUCGAGAAUGGUGCUAAUGGGGAAUUGCCAAAGGCUAAUUGUUUUUGGUUCCAUCUAUGGAGACUGCUCCAAUCAUGAGAGGAGUACAAAUGACGCUCCUGAUAUUGGUUGUGUUAAUUCAGAGGGGAUUUACCAUGAGAUGGGCCAUGAUUCUGUCCAAUCACUUGAGUUUUCUGGCUCAGGAAUCCCAAAUGCUGUGGAAUCAGUGGAAUGCAGUGGUAAAGGUGAAGCUAACAUCCAGAAGCGAAAAGCUGGGAUUGGUGAACUAGAUUUGUCAAGCUCAGAACUUACGAACAUAUCUACAGGAUCUCCAGAUGUUCUUACCUCUGCAAACUGUGUCGACAGUACAAUAUGUACAUCUGAGAUAGAUUUCAAUCCCGCUGAACCUAUGGUUAGUGUUAUUGGGUGGCCUGUUGUUGGUUUAAAGCAUUCUAGGGAUAAAGAUAGUAUUUUGCUGCGGAGCAGUUCAAAUAAUACCUUUCCAGAGAUCGGUGGUAGUGUAGAUGGAUAUGCUCCUGAGAAAAAGAGAAAAAUCUUUACCACAGGAGAUCUCCCAAGGAUCGAUACUUGUUCAGCUUUUGUUGAGUCAACUGCUCCUAGCUCCCCAUACCUUCAUACUUUGAAUAUGGGAGGUGAGCAGUUUUCGAUUGGAACACCAGUUUGUGCUUUAAGUAACCAUCAAAUUGAUGCUAUGGAUAUUGAAGGCAGUGACAGAGGUGAAGUGCUUGUUGAUACUGCAGAAGAGCAAAAUAUCAUUUCUAGCGAGGUAAGUCAAUGCAGAAUUAUUCCAGAACAUAACACUCUCAGCUUGGAUAAAGUGGUGCCUAGCAUGGAUGUGGAUGAUGAUAAUCAUCUUCCUCUGAAGGAUGAUUUACCUUCUACCUUAAACUCUCUGAUUUCUGGAGUUGAUGUUAAUGAAGUUUCUGCAACCAACUCCAAUGAUGAAGCAAUGGCAGCACCUGAUAUACUGUGUGAUGCGGGUUCUCUUGGCAACCUAGUUCUAGACACAUCUACUUGCAAAGAGCAUCUCUUCCAAAAAUCAGAAGAGAAGACUUGUGACAUUGUAACACUUUCAGAUGAUAAGCCUGUGAUUGAAGGCGCAUGCAACUCAUCUACCCAUUUGUCAGAUUCACAGCUUAGCAAAGCUAUUGUGAAGUCAAAUGAUGUGAUUCUAACCAAUCAAUCAAGUGCUGGGAAGGCAGGAAACACAGGGGAGGAAACCCAGCUUAGUCAUGUUGGUCCCAAGAGUUAUCCUAUUCGUUCAUCAUUUGUCUCUUCUGCUUCCAAGAAUGCAAAAUCGUCGACCAGUCUCACAAAGCCCCGGACAUGGCGCCGAUCUGAUAAUUCUUCUGCCUAUCCUCUAUUGGGGGACAAACCUUCCUUAAGUGCCAAUGCUAUGCAAAGCCAGAUGCCAACUUACAUUCGUAAAGGUAAUAGUCUUGUUAGAAAACCUAUUUCAGCCCCUGCUCCUCCACAGGGUCCUAAUUCUUUGAGUUCUUUGGUUUACCGGCUUAAGCCUGGGAUAGUGGAUGAAGUGAAGAAGGGUACGGGACCUAACAAUAGAGCUGAUGCUGCUGACUUGAGAACAACAGGUGCAAAUACCACUUUUGAGAGGCACAAAACACUCCCCUUAUCCAGUGUCACCAAAGUACCAAAGCAUGCUUCUAACUUAUCUGGGGACUGUACAUCUUCCCCAUUAGCAGAGCCUUCUACUAGUGAUUGCUAUGAAACUACAAGUCAUCCAAGUUCUAUGGAAAUUAAUGAUAUGCUCAAAUCCCUUGAGGAUGGACUGAAAACUUCUGAAACUCUAAACAGAAAUGGUUCAGUUAACAAUUUGGAAGACUGCUCCGAGCAAAAUGAAAGUGGCUUGGUUCCUUCAAAUGAAAAGAGGGUGACAUAUGUAAAGCCAAAAUCAAAUCAAUUGGUUGCAACUUCAGAUUGUGACCAUACCUCUAUUCUUGAUGUUGAUAAGAACCAAUCCUUUUCUGCUUCCUCCGAUGGUUAUUACAAGAAAAGAAAAAACCAGCUAAUUAGGACUGCCCUUGAGAGUCAUACAAAGCAGGCAGUUACUACGUCCGAUGACAUUUCCAACUCAGUGAGACAAAUAGCUGCUAAGGUUAUUUCCAGUAGAACUUUUGGUAAGAGACGAUCCAAUAAAGUUGUAUCAAAGACCCAAAAACCUUCCAAAUUGUCUCUGGUCUGGACUCUGAAUGGUGCAAGGGUAACAAAUAAUGAUGGGAAUUCACUAUGUUACCCGAAGUUCCGCCCGCAACUGUUUCCCUGGAAAAGAAUGGCACACAAAAGAAGCUUUAAGUUAAGCUCAGUUUCUUCAUACAAUAGCUCUUUAUCUACGAUCGGACGGAAAAUGCUGCUAUUGAGAAAGAGAAAUACUGUUUAUACCAGGUCAACUAAUGGAUUUUCUAUUCGCAAAUCGAAGGUGUUAAGUGUUGGUGGUUCUAGUUUGAAAUGGUCAAAAUCUAUUGAAAAGAAUUCAAGGAAAGCUAAUGAGGAAGCUACGUUAGCAGUUGCUGCAGCAGACAGAAAGAAAAGAGAACAAAAUGGCAAAGUUUCCGGGAAAGGAAAAAAAGGUCCCUCUUGCCAUAAGGUUCUUAAUGGUACAGAAGUUAGGCGAGGAGAACGAAUAUUCCGCAUUGGCUCAGUGCGCUACAAAAUGGAUUCUUCGAGGCGUUCCCUUCAGAGGAUAUCAGAUGAUGCAUCAUUGUGCUGUGGUAGUCGGCAUUCGGAAAACAGUGCCAAAAAAUCUUAUGUCCCGAGGAGAUUAGUGAUUGGGAAUGAUGAGUAUGUUCGAAUUGGUAAUGGCAACCAGCUUGUUAGAGAUCCAAAAAAGCGCACACGUGUUUUGGCAAGUGAGAAAGUUCGGUGGAGUUUGCACACUGCCAGGUUACGAUUGGUUAAAAAGCGGAAGUACUGUCAAUUUUUCACAAGAUUUGGAAAAUGCAACAAAGAUGAUGGAAAGUGUCCCUAUAUUCACGAUCCCUCCAAAAUUUCUGUAUGCACAAAAUUUCUCAAUGGUCUAUGUUCUAACCCAAGCUGCAAAUUGACUCAUAAGGUUAUUCCAGAACGAAUGCCGGAUUGUUCAUAUUUUCUGCAAGGUUUAUGCACUAAUGAAAAUUGUCCUUAUAGACAUGUUCAUGUGAAUCCAAAUGCAUCUACCUGCGAAGGAUUUCUUAGGGGCUAUUGUGCUGAUGGUAACGAGUGUCGGAAGAAGCACAGCUAUGUAUGCCCAAAUUUUGAAGCAACGGGGUCCUGCCCUCUGGGAUCUAAAUGCAAGCUUCACCACCCCAAAAACCGAAGCAAGGCAAAGAAAAACAAAAGGUCAAUGGAAAAUAAGUUUGCUCGUGGACGUUACUUUGGUGUUGACAUUUCCGAACAGAAAAGAAUGGUUUCGGAAAGACCGCAACAGGUACGAGAGGAUGUCAACGUUUGCUUUGAUGAGAAAUUCUCAGAUUACAUUGACCUUGAUGUUAGCGAGGGAGAAGCCGGGGAACUUCAUCAAGUGAUUUGUGAUCAAACAACCUUUGGUGACGGUGAUUCGUCAGAUUCACAAUCGGAAGAUCUCGACGAGUUGAUCAAACCCAUUCGUAUAAUGAAGGAUCAUAAGAUGACGGAAUCAGUUGUGGCUAGUGAAUCCACAAAGAGUUGAAUAUAAUGGAGGAACUGGAUAUGUUGUAUAUAUAUAUAGAGAGAAAUUUCUGUGUAUUUUUAGCAUUUUCUGCCCCUUAAGAAAUUAGGUAGCGCACCCAUCUAUAGACUUUCUUCCUAUUUUGUUUUAAGAUUUCCAUUUUUACAACUUAUACAUUGUUUCGUGUACCUUGUAACAGAACAGGAAUUUUAGAAAUAAAAUGGCG
This is a messenger RNA of Hibiscus syriacus, 6350 nucleotides long. RefSeq lists its product as uncharacterized. Gene Ontology annotation, molecular function: metal ion binding. The coding region runs from base 98 to 6145 and encodes 2015 amino acids. Lineage: Eukaryota; Viridiplantae; Streptophyta; Magnoliopsida; Malvales; Malvaceae. The transcript is spliced from 12 exons. The record is from RefSeq and is a predicted model, not a curated record. Gene Ontology annotation, cellular component: nucleus.